AGGGCCGCCCUUUUUUUUUUCGUAGUUUCCAAGGGAGCGGGAACAAAAAACGAAACCAAAACCUGCCUGCUCGGUCCACUCCCCACCUCGCGCGUUUCUCUGGCUGUGGGCUUCCUGCGGCCGCCGAGGGCGCCUCUCUGCUCUGACAUGGCAUCAGUUUUGAAUGUCAAGGAAUCCAAAGCUUCUGAAAGAACAGUUGUAGUUGCUGGUCUUCCAGUUGGCCUUUUUAUUGAUCAGUUAUUGGUCAUAUUAGUGAAGAAGUACUUCCAAGACAUUAAGAAUGAGGGUGGAGAUGUUGAAGAUGUGAUAUAUCCAACAAGAACUAAAGGAGUUGCAUAUGUAAUAUUCAAAGAAAAGAAAGUUGCAGAGAAUGUCAUCAGACAAAAGAAACACCGGCUAGCAAGGAAGGCUGGACAUGCUGAACUCACCGUCUCUCAUUUUAGUGACAAGAUCUUCAGCUCUGUAAAUGCCAUCCUUGAUCUUUCUGUUUUUGGGAAUGAAGCUUCUCUAGAAACUCUGGUAAAAGACCUGAAAAAGAAAAUCCCAACUUUAAGCUUCAGUCCUUUGAAACCCAAUGGAAGAAUCAUCGUGGAAGGAUCAUUUCUGGCUGUCAAGAGGCUCAAAGAAUCUUUGCUAGUAAGAGCAAGCUCUCUCUUAGAAAAAACUAGAAAUUUUACCAGUGAGGGAAGAAAGUGGAAUAGACAAAAUCCCCAAAAGAAUCUACAGAGAAGUACUAACUCUUUGGUGUCAGUCAGGACCUUAGUACCCGAGACUGCUAGAAAUGGAGAAAUGCUUGUGCUUGACACAGACAUUUUUCUUUACCUGAAACACAAGUGUGAAUUUUAUGAAAGCACACUGAAAAAAUUCCACAUUCUUAGUCAGGAGAAAAUAGAUGGUGAAAUCACCACCAUUUACUUAGAAAACUUUCAAGUUGGUUCUCAGCCAAAUAAUGCAAACCAUGUAAAAGAGCUCAUUGAGGAAUGGUCACAGGCUCUUCACUUAGAGCUUAGAAAAGAGACAUUUAUUUUGAAAGGAAAGGAAACUAGAGAGAAAAGAAUGAUCAAAUCGGCAUGUGAACAAUUAAGUUCAAGAUACCUUGGAGUCCUCAUGAGCUUUUAUAGGACACACAUUGACAUUAUAGGAUCUUCUUCUGACACUUACCUGUUUAAAAAAGGGGUCAUGAAAUUAAUAGGGCAAAAGGUUAGUUAAUAAAAUCUCAGCAAUAUAGUGAUAAGGGCUGCUUUCUCUUGCUGAGCAGUGACCAUUGCCAUGAAUGAGGCUAGCUUUACACGCCCUAUUUUAUUAAUCUUUAUACUUGCUCAAACUUCCUUGUCAGUGUUAACAAUCCUCAUGUUAUAGUGAAAGAAACUAGGGUUUGGAGAAGUUAAAACACUUUUCUGAAGUUAUCCAGUUGACAAGGAAUGAGGCUGGGGCUUAGCCUAUUCUAUCUGAUUACAAAGAUAAUAUCAAAGGAAUAAAACUUUGAAAAGAACUCACCAAACUUUGAAGGAAUCUUACUUUCUCUGUAACACCAAAUGAUUAGAAAGUGAUAAUUAUUAAGAAGUAGCCUUAACAUAUGAGAAUUUUGAAAGAUGAUUAUUAUGCCAUGGGCAAUUUUUUUUUUUUUUUUUUUUUGAGAUGGAGUCUUGCUCU
This is a messenger RNA of Saimiri boliviensis boliviensis (Bolivian squirrel monkey), 1653 nucleotides long. It is a transcript of the gene RBM43, whose product is annotated as RNA binding motif protein 43. Gene Ontology annotation, molecular function: nucleic acid binding. The record is from RefSeq and is a predicted model, not a curated record. NCBI's taxonomy places the organism in Eukaryota, Metazoa, Chordata, Mammalia, Primates, Cebidae.